Molecule: messenger RNA, 189 nt
Organism: Pseudogymnoascus destructans
Lineage: Eukaryota; Fungi; Ascomycota; Leotiomycetes; Thelebolales; Thelebolaceae
Exons: 2
Coding region: 1-189 (62 amino acids)
Source: RefSeq, a predicted model, not a curated record
AUGGGACCAACUACCAACCCUCUCAUGCUCGAGCUGGCUACCGCGGAAGAUGUCCCCACCAUCUUUGACGUCUGGUUCGCGGCCUUCACGCAACCGUCAAUCAGGAAGCUACUCCCCGACACUCCUGGCAUAUGCGAGUGGCACUGGGACUGGCAUCUGGGCAACUUACAAGGCCCAGCACCAAGAUAA